Aphidius gifuensis is the source of this 8021-nucleotide messenger RNA. Its product is annotated as bromodomain adjacent to zinc finger domain protein 2B-like. Gene Ontology annotation, molecular function: protein binding; DNA binding. Bases 25 to 6402 code for a protein of 2125 amino acids. The transcript is spliced from 17 exons. NCBI's taxonomy places the organism in Eukaryota, Metazoa, Arthropoda, Insecta, Hymenoptera, Braconidae. The record is from RefSeq and is a predicted model, not a curated record.
UUAUCAUUGAGUCAAGCACCAAUAAUGUCAACUCAUCACAGUACAACACCAACAACAAGUUCAAGUACUCCAACAUCACAGCCAAAUGUUGUUAGUAGUCCACCAGUGAAGGAAGGAAGUUCGGACUUCAGUGAUCCAAGCGGUAUACUUGGAGGCGUACGUCUACCACCGGACACCGAAAUAAUUAAGUAUACAUCAAGUAUUGUUGGACCAAAAGUCCCUGGAACAACAAAUCGCGGAAGAAAAAAGACAAUAUCACUUGAUAGUAGUCCAACUCUUUCUGUGCAUGCACCCUCAUCACAAACAAUGGCUCAUCAUCAAACAACAACAACAACAACAUCAUCAUCAUCGUCAUCAUCUUCAACACCAAGUUCAAUCGUCAUGGAGUCAAGAAAAUUCAAUCGUACACCAGUCAAUGAAUUAAAUGAUUAUCGUGAUCCAGUUGAUCGUGUUGAAGUUAUAAAAUUACCAACACAUUCAACAAAUGGAUCAUAUUCAAAUGCACCAGCAUUGUAUACAACAAGUAAUACAACAACAAAUUCAAAUAAUGAUACAGAUGCACCAUUAAAUUUAUCAUUAAAACCAUCAUCAAUGACAGCAACAAGUACACCAAUUACAAAUUGUAAUGCACCAUUGAGUCAAUUAAGUAAUCUCAGUCAAUCAUUAUUAGCAUCUGAUAGAAUAUCAAGAAGAAAACCUGGACCAAAACCAAGAAGAGUACCACAAAAUUCAAUAAUAAUGCCAGCAUCACCAAGUCCAUCACUUGCACAAUUAUUUAAUGCUGCUGAUUCACCACAACGGCCAAGUAGUGGAAGUGAAGAAAAUGAAACAACAAUAACAACAACACCAACAUCAAUAAUAACAUCAUCAUCUUCAUCAUCAUCAUUAAUGACAACAAAUACAACAAUACAUCAUAAAGAUGGUAGACCAAGAAAUCUUGGACGUGGUGUAUCAAAACCUAAAAAAAAUACUGUUGCUUCAUUAUUAGCGCAAAGUCGUGCUCUUGGUAUUAAACCAACACCAACACUCGAUCCAAAUGUACCAAUAUCACAUCAAGUAUCAUUAUUAAGAUCAAAUAUAUUAGCUGCACAAUUACAUGCAUCAGCAACAGCACAACUUGAUGAUAGAAAUCAACGUUCAUUACAGGAAAAAAUGAAAAAUAAAUUUUUGGAAAUAUCUGGAGAAGAAAGUAAUAUGGAUGUAACGAGUGAAAGUGGAAGUAAUACAGAUGUUGUAACAGAUACUGAUGAAGACAAUGCUGAAGGUACAUCAAAUGCAAAACGUAGAAAAUUAAAUCCAAGUGAUAAGGAUCUUCAGGUGGCACUUGAACGAGGAUGGAAGCGUGAAACUGUCAUCAGGGGUCUUGGAAAAACUGGUGUCAUCAAAGGCGAUGUGACUUAUUAUAGUCCAUGUGGAAAAACAUUUAGAAAUAGUCUUGAUUUAUUUAAGUUUUUGGAACAACAAAAUCCAGCUGAUCUUACAUCAGGUAAUUUUUCAUUUUCUUCAAAGCCACUUGUUGGUGAAUUUUUACAGCCAACAAUGGGUCUAGCUGAGGCUGAAUUUGUACGGCUUGGUUCACAAGAAGUUGCACGUAGAUUAGAAGAACUAAGAGCUGCUGGUGGAUUUCGUGAUAUGAGACCAAGCAAUCAAUUUGAACGUGAUAAACUUGCUUAUGCUAAAAAAUUAGCCAAAGAAGAAGCACAAAGACACAAAGAACAAGCCAGACUUUUAAAAGAACAAGAAAAAAAUGAAAGACAAGAAGCUGUAAGACGUGAACGUGAACUUCGAAAUCAACAACUUCUUGAGGAAGAAACAAAAAAACAAAGAAACGAAUUGGUGCAGGGUCGAAAGAGGCUGGCGUUCACAGUUAAACAGAAGAUGAAAAUAAUACAAGAAAUUGAACGUGGUAAAAGUAAGAGUGAUGUUGCAAGAGAAUUGGGUUUAGCAAGCAGUACAGUUGCAACAAUAUGGAAAAAUCGUUUAAGUAUUGCUGAAAGUUGGCGUAAUCGUGAUAUGAUGCAAACAGAUAAUGAUAAUGAUUAUCAAUUAAUGCAAAAAAAAUUAUUAAAUUGUCAAACAACAAGUGGUUUAUUACAAUCACAAAUACCAAUGAUAACAUCAUCAUUAAUACCAACAACUACCUCUUCAACAUCAAUUAUAUCAUUAUCAUCAAAUACACCAGUAUCAACAUGUAGCUCACUAUCAACAUCACCAUCCAUCGUCAGUCAAUCAACGCAUGACAACAACAUUCAACCGGCACAGAUACAAACGCAAUGCCAGGAACUCCUGGAGGCAAGAAAAAAACGUCAAGAAGAAGUUGAAAAAAUUCGAAUGGAAGAACAGCAACGAAAACAACAGGAACGUGAGUUAAAACGACAACAAGCAGUCAUGCUGAAGGAACAGAUGUACAUGCAGGAGCUCAACAAGCAGCGUGAGAUGCUCUACACCGUCGAGUUGGAACGAGAAAGAAGACGUCAGCAUAUGACAUUAAUACGUGCCUUGGAAAAUCGUCGUCGUAUGGAAGAACGUGAAAAAAAACGUUUAGAAGCACAAGCUGAACGUAUUGCAUCAAAAGAAAAACGUGCUGAACAACGUAAAAUUGAAUUAGAACUUGUUGAACAAAUAAGAAAACCAGUUGAAGAUAUGGAAUUAACUGAUCAUAAAUUAUUACCAAAUUUAAAACGUAUUAAUGGUUUAAAAUUAUGUGGUGAAGCAUUUGCUGAAAUUGUUAUGGUAUUUGAAUUUCUUCAUAAUUUUGGUGAAACAUUGGGUUUUGAUAUGGAAUCAUUACCAAGUUUAAAAUCAUUACAACUUGCAUUACAAAAUGAUGAAGAAGCUGAAGAAGAAAUGUUAUCUGUUAUGACACAUUUAUUAGUAUGUGCUAUUGAAGAUCCAGGUAUACCACAACCAGCACGUCAUACAACUGGUCUUGGACAAUCAUUAAGACAAGCUGAUAUAACACAUGCUAAUAUUAGUGAAAUAUUACGUAUAUAUCUUUAUGCAAAUGCAACUGGUGAAGUUAAAGCAUUAACUGGUUUAUCAUUAGAACGUGAACGUGAUAAAAAAUUUGCAGAUCAUCAUCAAAAUGGUGGUGAUUAUCAAUCAACAACAAAUGGUAAAAAUGCACAAUUUUAUGAACAUUUACAUGCCAAUGAAACAUGGAAAAUGUCUGAAAGAUUAAGAGAUAAACCAUUUUUAGCAUUAAAUCCAACUCAUAAAGCACAAAUGUUAGGAUUUUUAUGUAAUGAAUUAUUACAAAAUAAAGCUGUGAUACGUCAAAUUGAAGGAAGUUUAGAAACUGUUUCACAAUUAAAAAAAGAACGUUUUUUGUUAGAUAUGAAAAUACGUAAAUUACGACAAUUACAUUCACGUAAAGUUAGAAUGGAAGCUGUUGGUGUUAUUAUUAAUAAAACUGGUGAUACAAUAACUAUUGAAAAUAAUAUCAAAAAAGAUAUUAACGACGGUAAUGAUAAUGAUGUAUCAUUAACAAAUAAUAGUAGUAGUAAUAGUAGUAUUAUUAUUGAUGGUACAACAUCAACAACAACACCAACAACAGCUACCACACCAACUACAACUGCAACUGCAACUACAACAACAACAUCUUCAUCUGAUGAACAACAACCAACUUCAUUACCACCACCGACAACAACAGCAACAGCAAUAACAACAACAACACAAGCAUCAUUACCAACUCCAACACCACCACAUCAUCAUCAUCAUCACCACCAUCAUCAUCAUCACCAUCAUCAUGAUGAUGACGUUGAAGAUAUGUCAGAAAAUGAAUCUGAAGGUACUCAACCCGAAGAAGAAGAAGAUAAAAAUUUAUCUGGUGAAGAAUUAGGAAAAAAAUUGGAUAAAUUAUUAAAACAAUCAGAAGAACAAUUACAAAAAUUAAAUGGUUCAUCAAAACAAUUACGUGCACAUGUAUUUGGUCAAGAUAGAUAUUGGCGUAGAUAUUGGGAACUUCCAUCAGCUGGUGGUAUUUUUGUUGAAGCUAUGGAAAGUGCUGAGCCUGAAAUACUUGAUUUACAAGCUGAACUUGAUGAAAAAUGGAAAGGUAGAGAAAAUGAAAUAAUUAUUAAAACAGAAAUUAAAAAUGAAAAUAAUGAAAAAAUUAUUAAUAAUAAUAAUUCUGAUAAUGACGAUGUUGAUGAUGAUGAUGAUGAUAAUAAAGAAAAAAUUAUAAAUGAAACAACAAAAAUAAAAACAGAAAUUAAUGAUGAUAAAUCAGAUAAUCAUGAUGAUGCAAAUGAUGCAAAUGAUGAUCAUGAUGAUGAUGACGAUGAUGUUAUUAUGACUGAUGAUAAAACAAAUAUAAUUAAAGAAGAAAAUGAAAUAAUGGAAAUUGAUAAUAAUGAUAAUAAUGAUGAUAUUAAAAUAGAGAAAAAUAAGUCUGAUGAUAAGUCUGAUAUAAAAAUAAUAAAUUCAGUUAAAACAGAAGAUAAAAUAAUAUCAAAUGGUGGUGAUAAAUAUAAUCAUAUUAAUAAUAAUAUAACAAAUGGUAAAGAUAUUAAUGGUAUUAAUAUUGAUAGUGUUGUUGAAGUACCAUGGUUUUCAAUAUUACCACGUGAAACAUGUGAUACAUCUGGUUCAUGUACAAAACAAAUAUUUGGUAUUGCUGAAGCAACUGAACUACGUAUACCAAUGUUUCCACCAUCAUCAAGUCCUGGUUAUGAAAGAUGUGAUAGUCCAGCACCACUUGUAUUAACACAAGAUGAAGCAAUACAACUUGAAUAUUUAAAAAAAGUUGGUUUACCACAAUCUGGUGAAGCUAAACCAGUACCAAAAGAUUUACGUUAUGGCUGGUGGCGUAUAUUUGAUGUUGAUACAUUUCAAGAAUUAUUAGAACAUUUACAUUCACGUGGUGUACGUGAAAAAGAAUUAAAAAGAACAACAUGGUCAGCAAUGGAAUCAUUUUUAGCUGUUACUGGUAAAUUAUAUGUUGAUCAAGGUAAUUUAAAUGCAACUGAUAUGUCAAAUGAUGAUUAUGAUGAUGAUAAUAAUGAUACACCAAAACCAGAUAAUAUUGAUGAUUGGAGUGAACAAGUUGCUAUGAGAGUUGAUGCACAAUUAUUAGAACAAGUUGAAGCACUUGAGGAUAAAGUUGCAAAUGCAAGUAUGCAAAUUAAAGGAUGGAAAUUACCACCACGUGCUGGUAGUGAAGAGGCUGAAGAAAUUGAUAAAAUUAAUGAAAUGGAAAAUAUAAGUGCUGUUGAACAAGCUAGACAAAGAUUACUUUCAUUAGAAGCUGCUAUUGAAAGACGUUAUUUAAAACCACCACUUGGUAUAUGUACGGGUGAUCCAAAUUUAGCAGCUCUUAAGGCAGAACAAGCUGCAGCAGCAGCAGCCGCAGCAUGUGCAAAUUCAAAUUCAUCAGACAGUGGACAAACAACAUUACCAGAAGAAACAACACCACGUGGAUUGAAUAAUUGGCGUGAGGCAACAUCACGUGCACAUACAUCAGCACAACUUGCAAUGGCACUCUACAUGCUUGAGGCUAGCAUCGCUUGGGACAAAAGCAUCAUGAAGGCUAAUUGUCAAUUUUGUCAUAGUGGAGAUAAUGAAGAUAAAUUGCUGCUAUGUGAUGGUUGUGAUCGUGGUUAUCAUACUUAUUGUUUCCGUCCAAAAAUGGACAAUAUACCAGACGGUGAUUGGUAUUGUCACGAGUGUAUGAACAAAGCAACAGGUGAAAGAAAUUGUUUAGUUUGUGGUAAACGAGUUGGAAAAAAUUUAGUACUAUGUGAACUUUGUCCAAGAGCAUAUCAUACUGAUUGUCACAAUCCAGUGAUGCCCAAGAUGCCCCGAGGCAAGUGGUACUGUUCAAAUUGUCACAGUAAACAACCAAAGAAACGUAACAGCGCCAGAAGAAGCAAUACUAAAGCUGGAGGCAACACCAGAGACAGUGAAAGUUCUGAUCAUCCACCCGCUAGUCCAACGCCUUCAACAGCAUCAAAUACAACCCAUGUGGAUGACGUUAAUACGUCGGAACCACCAACACCAACAUCAUCACCACGUAAAGAGACUAACAACCGGAAUCUAACAAAGAAGCAACAACGUGAAUUGGCACCAUGUAAAUUACUACUUGAACAAUUGGAACAACAGGAUGAAGCAUGGCCAUUUUUACUACCAGUUAAUACUAAACAAUUUCCAACAUAUAAAAAAAUUAUCAAGAUACCAAUGGAUCUUAGUACAAUUAAAAAAAAACUUCAAGACUCGCUAUAUAAAUCUCGUGAUGAUUUUUGCACUGACGUACGUCAAAUGUUUACAAAUUGUGAAGUAUUUAAUGAGGAUGACAGUCCAGUUGGUAAAGCUGGUCAUGCUAUGAGGAGUUUCUUUGACAUGCGAUGGACUGAAAUAACAGGCUCACCACCACCACCAAUAAUUCCCCAAUCACAAAGCUGAGGUAGACCGAGAAAUACUUGCAACAAUUAUUCAAAUUUUUCCUGAUAAUAAUAAUAAAAAAAAAAAGGAUAUAUAUAUAUAUAAAUAAAAACAAAAAAUUAAAAAUCUAAUCUUAUCUUUAAAUUCCAAAUGAUUUUUAAUUUAUUUGUUGAAAAAAAAAAUAAAUCAAUCAUUAAUUUAUAUUUGUCAAAUAUUGAUAAAAUAAAUUUUUAAAUUUAAAUCAAUGAAAUCAACAAGAACUGAAAAUCGAGAUAAAAAUACUCAUAUAAAUAUCGUGUCCAGUUAAUUAAUUAUAAAUUAAUGAGUGAAUAGAUAAAGUGAUUGUUGUACUUACCGAAGAAAUGAAUUAGUUAAAGUUAUUGUUUGAAAAUUAUUUAUUAUAAUUUCAGUAUCAUAAUGAAAAAUUGAAAAAAAAAUAUAGAGUGAAUACAUGUGCUGUGUAAAUAUUAUGAAAGAAUGAAUAUUUAAAAAAUAAAAUAAAAACAGUUAUGUAUUAUAUUAUUAAAAUAAUAAAAUUAAUAAUACAGUCACAAGGUAUAUAUAAAAUAUAUAUUGAAUAUAUAAGCGGGCUUUGAUUACAAUAAUUUUUCAAUAAUAACUUGACGUCAUUCCAUUGUAUUAUUAUAUUUAAAAUUGAUAAUAAUUAAUAAUAUUUUCAAUUUUUAUUUUAAAUUUCGAUUAUUAAAAUAAUUAUUUAAUGACUGAUUAUUUCAUUUAAUGUGUUCAAUGACUGUCAUAAUAUUGAGCUAAAAAUUUAAGCAGAUAUUUUUUUUUUUUUGGUUUCUUUAAAAAUUUAAUUUUUAAUUUAAUCUAUCAUCUUCGUGUUUAAAAAAUUUAUUGUAAAAUAGCGUGAUUUAGCUAUAAAUAUAUAAAAUAGAUUCUAGUAAAUUAUCACCAAACUUGAUAAAUAAUAUAAUCUCUUGAAUUACUUUGAGAAGAGAUUUUGAAAAAUCAUAAUCGAAAAUGUAUUACUAGUAAAGAAAAAAAAAAAAAACAAGUUACUGAUUAUUAUAAAUUAAUAAAAGAAUGAUUGUUAAAUCCACAACGUUUUUUAUACAAUAAAAAAAAAAAAAAACCACGACAACAACAACAAUAAUAAAAAAGAAUUAAAAUUUAAGUUAUCCCAUUGUCGAUUAUAGUAUUGUAAUUGUAAUAGGAAUUUUCAUUCUAUAUUAAUUAAUAGGAUUAUUCAAAAAAUCAAUUUAUAUAUAUAUAUUAACUUAUAUAAAAAAUGAAAUUAAAAAAAUUAAACUUAUAAUUGUCUGUAUAGAAUAAAUGUGAGCUUAACAAAAAAAAAAAAUAAAAAAAAAAAAUUAUAAUAAUAACAAAACGACAAGAAGAGAAAAAACAAUGAAAACAGAUUAAAAUAAAAAAUUAAAAAAAAAAAAAAAAAGAAUAAUAAUGUAAUUAAAUAAUUUAUAUUUUUCAUCAUUGAAUGAAUAAUUUUUUUUUUUGUUCUGUUUUAUUUAGUUAAAAUGAAUUUGUUUUUUUUUUUUUUUCUAUUUUAUUAAAAAUUACAAUUUGAUUUAUAUAUAAAUGAAUUAUUUGACAUGCUAAUUUUUCUUUUUUUGUUGUUGAUCAUUACCUAAUGAUUCUUGAUAUUCUCUAACAAGUUUUUC